Messenger RNA from Megalopta genalis, 3155 nucleotides. The record is from RefSeq and is a predicted model, not a curated record. Lineage: Eukaryota; Metazoa; Arthropoda; Insecta; Hymenoptera; Halictidae.
UCAUAACAUUGAAACUUGUGUGUCAGUUCGGGUGUGCUCGUCACUCGGUGCGCUACGAGUUUUCAAUUAUUUCAUCGAGACACAUGAAAACGUACACCCCCGCGGUCAUAGAGCAACUCUUAUGUCGAGAAAGAAACUACGUGCUUCGUUGAAAUGAGCGAGUCCGUGAAAGUGGCUGUGAGAUGUCGGCCAAUGAACGCGCGGGAACUGCAACAGGGAUGCAGGAACGUGAUAACGACCGACGCGGUGACGAAAUGCUGCACCUUGGAGGCCGCCGGAAGCGGCAAGGUGUACCAGUUCGACGCGGCGUUCGGCCCGGAGGCCACCACCGAGUCCGUAUACGAGAACGUGGGCUCGGUGAUAGUGGAGGCCCUGCUCGACGGUUACAAUGGCACGGUGUUCGCCUACGGGCAAACCGGCUGCGGGAAAUCGCACACGAUGCGUGGCUUCAUCGAGCGCGCGCUGGACCACAUCUUCGAGGCUACGUCGACGGCCAGCUCGGACAUGAGGUACCUGGCUCUGCUUAGCUACCUGGAGAUCUACAACGAAAAGUUACGGGAUUUGUUGCAAGAUGGGAACAGCGAUCUGCUGAUGCUGAAGGAAGACCCGAGCCGCGGGACUUACGUGGCCGGCGGGCUGAGAGAGGUCACGGUCAAGGACGCGGUGGAAUGCGCCCGGUUGGUGGAGCAGGGCGACAAGAGACGGGCCCUGGCGGCCACCAAGAUGAACGCCGCUAGCUCGAGGAGCCACGCGGUCCUGACGCUGUCCUUGGAGACGUUGGCCAUCAACGAUGGCAGCCAGACGGAGAACACGGUGAAAAGAGGCAGGCUUCACCUGGUGGAUUUAGCGGGGUCUGAGAGGCAGGCCAGGACCGGGGCCAGCGGAGACAGGCUGAAGGAGGCAGCCAGCAUCAAUCUCAGCUUGUCCGCGCUGGGGAACGUCAUCAGCGCGCUUGCUGCUGGACACGGGCGUCACGUGCCCUACAGGGACAGCAAGCUGACCAGGCUGCUAAGGGACAGCCUCGGCGGCAACGCCAGGACCUUGAUGAUCGCCUGCGUGAGCCCCAGCGACGUAGAUUCCGAGGAGACUCUGAGCACGUUGCGAUACGCGGCCAGGGCCAGAUGCAUCAAGAACAAGCCGGUGGUGAACGAGGACCCCAAAGACGCGCUGCUGAGACAGUACCAGUUGGAGCUGCAGCGUCUUCGUUCCCUGUUGGAAUCGAGCGAUCAGUCCACGUUGAAAGAGAUCCCUGCCCAGCCGGAGAAAGUGGACGAGGAGGAGACCAGGCAGGUGGGAUACCUGGAGGAAGUUGAAAGGCUGAAGAAGGAGUGCGAGCAUUCGAACCUGUCGGCUCAGAGGCUCCGGGAGGAGCUGGAGGCUCUGAAGUCGCGCUCCGAGGGGAUCGGGCUGAACGGGAUACCUUCCAAGCCAGUCUCCCAGGUGCCGAUCGACGAACAGGACCGAGAGCGAGAGGAGAGGCGGAAGAAGAAGCGGGAGGCGGCUAUGCAGGAGGUGCUGAAGAGGUUGGAGAAGUUGACGAUUGGGGGAGAAGAGCAAGGGAACGCGGAGCUGAGGAGAAGGCGAGAGAAGAGGAGGAAAAAGCUGGAGACUCUUGCUUCGGUCUUGGAGUCCGGCGCUCAAGAGGGCAACGGCAGUGUCUUCCAAGUCUACGGGCAACUUAGGACCACAGAGGACGCCCUCAAGAGGAUGGCGAAAAGGGUGAAGCAACUGGAGGCAGAGGCAGCCGACCUCCAAGCCUCGUGGGACGCGGAACGCCGGGACCUUCUUCGCAGAGAGCUGCUGACGUCCCAAAUAUGCGACGCCAUGGUGCCCCAUCUUCGACCCGGUUGUCCCUUUCGCGAUGUCGCUGCUGUAAGAUCGAUGGCCACCUGGUGCGACGAGCUGGGUCGCUGGCGGCUGCCAGACACCUCGCCGCAUAUCCCUCUUCCUCCGCCGUCGUUGGUUCACAAGGACAACGCGCAGUACUCCAUACCGCCUUCCAAACCUGAUCUCAACAACAAUAGCAACGGCAAAGACAUCGAAGACGAAAUUGGCAACGAGGCUGACAACGAAGAAAGCAGCGAGCAAGAGGAGACCAAGAAAAUGGACAUCGCUGAUACUUACUUCCGCAGGAACAGGAUUGACAAGCUGCUGGCUCAUGUUAGGGCAGCCAAGACUUUCGACUCCAGCAGUCGAAUCAGCAGAUCCGGUGGCUCCGAGGAAACGAUACCAAUGGGUGCCAGUUACCUGCAACUGAACGCCCUGAAUCUGCAAAGUAGUGCACCGGUGAUCGGCGACAUGGAUGCCUACAGGCCAACUCCGCGUCUGCCACUGAGUCGGUUUGGAAGACCAAGUUGGAUGUUAGAGGACGCCUCGAUGACCAGGGGUCUCUAUCCGACGGCGGUGAAAAGGAAUCCUCCUAGAAUACUGGAGGCUUUGCCUUCGUACCCGCAAGGCACAAACGGAGGGAUCAAGUUCGGGAACAAGCCUGUUGUGCCAGAGAGAAUAACCGACAAGUUGUCGACGAGGUUGAUCCAGAACGAAGCUAGUGAAAACCGACCCGCUUUGGUCGGACAUGCGAGGUCUCCUACGUAUUGAUCACGGAGAGUUCGAGAAGUUGAGAACUGAGAACAGUGAUGAGGAGGAUGUCUGUGAUAUGGAUACUCGAAUGGAAGCAACGUAUGAAAUCUGCUCGACAGCGGCGAAGACUGAUCGACGGUCUAUUUCGUGAAUGAGGAUUUCGGACAGCGGACCAAAUGUUCCUACGCAAAAUUGAUCGCGAAUGACAGAAGUAGGAAAUUAGGGAUAUCUCGAAUCGAUAAGAGUUAUUGUAUCUAUCAAGUUUGUAGAAGCGAUCGAUCACGGCGCUGCUCGCGCGGCUUCUUUUCGUCUCGGGUUCUGCAAAUAUUUGUAGAAGAAUUCCGUGUGGUGCUUCAAGGUCACGUGAAUUAUCUCACAAAGAUAUCUAUACGAGAUCGUUCAACUUUUUCGUCGAUUUAAUAGCGAAUCGUUUGAUACAACAAUUGCAACUAUUAUUGAUUUAACACCGAAUCGUUUAAUACAACAAUUGCAACGUUUAUUGAUUUGAUAUCGAAUCGUUUAAUACAACAAUUGCAACGUUUAUUGAUUUAAUACUGAAUCGUUUAAUACAACAA